AUUAUAUUCUCUGGUAUUACUCCUGAGGUAAACAUUCAACAUGGAUGGAAGGAUUUAUUGAUGAUAUUUCUUAGUUUUAUUUAAUUUUUAGGGAUUAUUAUGUAGUUGUAUCAUUGGAACAUAAUUUGUAACGAUGGCUUCAGAAAGAGUGGAAUGGGUGGAAAUAAUAGAACCCAAGACAAAGGAGCAUAUGUACGCUAACCUAACCACUGGCGAAUGUGUAUGGGAUCCACCUGAGGGUGUUAAAGUUAAGCGCACAGAUUCAUCACAAUGGUGGGAAUUAUUUGAUAUAAAUACUCAUAGAUUUUAUUAUUAUAAUGCAUCCACUCAGACAACAGUAUGGCACAGGCCUACAGAUUGUGACAUUAUUCCAUUGGCAAAAUUGCAAACACUAAAACAGAAUACUGAUCCGCAAAAAAGAAGAGAAACAUCAACACAGACUAAUUUAGCAGUCCCUCAGCUAACAUCAACAAUAGAUCCAAUUAACAGCAAUGGAAAUAGUUUGGCUAGUAUCAGCAAAAUAUCACCGAGCAACACUAAAAAUGUUACAAUUAUGCAAACCAGCCCGGUGAGGACCAGGAGAUCUCAUUAUCAUCACAGAAACAGCGGCGAGAGUCGUCGCACGCGGUUGAGCGAGGACGGCGCGGUGGUGUGUCGCCACACAGACUCAGGCCGCUCCUCCGACAGCAGCAUCAGCAGUGCACAGCAGAGGAGGAAGCAGGAGCUCAGUGCAGCGUGCAACCCACCAAUAUGCACGCCCCAGUUGAAGAAGAGAAGCAGCGUCCAACCAACUCAGACACAUGAGAGCCUCAACCGGAGCGGUAGCUUCAUAUCGCCGCGGAAAGAUGCCUCGGACGAUUCCAUGCACGAGAAGUACUUCAAGUCUGUCGAGAGCACGCCCUUGACGAGGCGGAAGCUGAAGCAGCCGUCGGGCGGCGGGUCGUCAUGUGAGUCGGCGUCCCCUCAGAGCCCCAGCAGCCCGCUGCAGAAACCGCAGCCGACGCCCUUCCUGCAGACGUCGGCUGCUCGACCCUCGCUGGUGUCUUCCAUCUCGCUGGCCACGGAGGCAGCCAGCACACGCCACAUGCUGUCCCUGGAGCGACCGCACCACCUGUCCCGACACUCGCGCGAGCGGUACUCUGACAGACAUCUAGACAAGGAUCGUCUGGCGGAAAUCGACCGGAUAGAGCGGUACCCGGAGAAGCAGGCCGUGUACAGCGUGGACAAACCGUUCCGACAGACGAGCCUCGACCUUCGGCACAACGUGGCCUCUAACUGGCACCAGCCCAGGGAAUAUACCAGACGACAACAGGCAGAGCCGGAGCGAAUUACGUCGAGCAAGACGUCCGUGUCGUCAGGCAGUAGCAAGCACCGCGCGCCGCACGAAGCCGCUCUCGUGGCCGCACAGCACGCCACGAGGCUGGCUGGGGCCAACGACGCGGACAACGUGGCAGCGGUCAACUAUAAACUGAAGAGUAUAAACCUUGAGCCCUCCUUGACAGAACCGAAUGUACAGAGACACAAUCAAAGAUUGGAACGGACGGCGCCGCGGGAUAGAACUAAAUCAAGACGCCACAAGCGACCCGUUGAACCCGAGGAGCUUGAAGACGAAUGCGAGGAUGAGGAUGGUGGCUCCCCGCUCUACUGCAACUGGGACCUGCGUGGCAUGCAGCAUCUGCUACCGCUGCAGGACUACAUCAUUCAGCAGGCCAAGAUCUCCAGUCGCGGUCGCUACGUGCACGGUUCGGAUUCGGAGAACGAAUCGAACUCUUCGCGGUCCCGGUCCGGCUCGGAGUCUCGGUCGCUGUCGGGCCACGAGCCCGACAACGAGUCGUCGGACGGCGGCGCGCGCACGCCCGACGACGACGACGGCUCGGGCGUGUACCUGCCGCACGCGUACGCGACGCGGCCGCCCGACGUCGAGUACGUGAACCACGGCGUGUCCUACUACAACACGUUCGUGGGCUUCGAGCGGGACCGACAGCCAUCGCCGAGUAUUCACAGGACAUCGUCGGUGGGCGGGGCCGGCGAGGGGGCGGAGGGUGGGCCGCUGUACAGCCCGGUGCGCUCGCACGCGCCACUCGCGCCGCGGCCGCACGUGCAUGCGCCGUCGUUCCCGCACAUGCCGCCCGCGCCGCCCGAGCAGGAUAUCGAGAUAUUCGCCAAGGACAACCUCAACUUCAACAAGGGAAUAUUCAGGAGAAAGGCGUCAGUUCGUGACAUGCUGUCGUGGACGUCUUCGUCGAUUAGCGCGCCGAUGGUGGGCGCUGACUGGGACAAAGGCCACAAGAAGGCGGCCAUCGACCUGUUCCGGCUGGUGCAGAUCUACAUGGGCGACCGCAAGGCCAGACCGGGCAUGACGCUCAACUCUGUGGCGCAAGAUAUCUUGCACGCAACCUUUACUAAUGAAAAGCUGCGCGACGAGCUGUACGUGCAGCUGUGCCGCCAGAGCACGGAGAACCCGCUGCGGGACUCGCUGCUGCGCGGCUGGGAGCUGCUGGCCGUGUGCCUGGCCUUCGUGCCGCCCUCGCCCGCCUUCCAGCCCGCGCUCACCAACUACGUCAACCGGCAUCGGGACCCUGCCUUCGCGGACUGCUUCCCGGAGGUUGGCAAAUGGCCUAUUCAUGUCCAAGUGUCUCACUACGCGAGUGUGGCGUGCAAGAGGCUGGAGAGGAUAGGUUUCGGAGGAAAGAGGCAGCCCAGGAAACCCACCACCGAAGACAUCGACCAAGCAAGGAUACAAAUAUUCCGACAAUCAAUGUUUGGUAAUACGUUGCAAGAGGUAAUGACGCUGCAGAAAGAACGGUUCCCGAACCGGCAGCUGCCCUGGGUGCAGGUGGCUCUGUCCCAGCAAGUGCUGGCGCUGAACGGGAAGGAAACCGAGGGAAUAUUUCGGGUCUCUGCGGACGUGGAUGAAGUCAAUGCGCUCAAGGCAAAGAUAGAUAAUUGGGAAUUACCUGAUGCGUCCAUGUUAACAGACGCUCAUGCACCGGCAAGUCUUCUCAAGCUGUGGUACCGCGAGCUAUACGAGCCGCUGAUCCCGGACGCGCUGUACGCCGCGUGCGUGGCGGCCGGUCAGGACGUGCCCGCCUGCACGCGAGCGCUGCAGAGACUGCCGCCGCUCAACCGACUGGUACUAACGUAUUUAAUAAGCUUCCUGCAACAAUUUACCGCGCCGGAAGUGGUGAGUCAGACAAAAAUGGAUUCCGCAAACCUGGCGAUGGUGUUCGCCCCCAACUGCCUCCGCUGCACCUCGCACGACCCCAGGGUGAUCUUGGAGAACGCGCGGAAGGAGAUGACCUUCCUGAAGACCUUGAUCACGAACCUGGACACAUCUCACGUGAGAGAUCUGCUGUGACCAAUGAAUCUCAAUUUCUGUAAUAAUAAUGUUGUAGAAUGUCGACUUAGCCGGUUUACGUAGUUCAUUAGUCUAUUGCGGAAAUCGGAAUCGACGGUAUUGUUGACUUGUCGUCAUUAGGAAACUAAGGAACAGGAAAUUAGGUGUUUGUGUUGAACCUUCCUGUUGAUAGCAUUCCAAAGAAGAUUUAUCAAUGUUAUACAAAACUGCCUAGUAAUCAAAGAUCUCACAGCACUCCAGAAACCUUACCCCGUAAUUUCGAUCGCCGCAGUAGACAUGAAGAAGUAUAUAUAGCUUAGAUAUUUAAACGAUGAUAGUUUCGACAGUGCUUCUGUUUUGCAAUGGUACUAAUUACAUACAUAUUAUGCAUAUCAGUUAUCUUGUCUAUUGUAGAUAGACAUCCACUAAUAUAAUAAUUUUUGGCGGAAAUUAUAAAUACUUAUAGGUUAAAUCUGUGGCGGAACAAAUCACUAACGUGAAAUAACACAUGGACCUAAAGCAAGCUCUAUUUGUAAUAGCCAUUUUUUUAAUGUCAAAACCAACAUAUCCAUCGUAACUUUGUAAAAUGCUGUGUUAUGCAAAAAUUGCAAUAAACUUUAUAGUUCUAUUUACUAUUUAAUUUCAUAUAAUAAAGAAUUUUGUUAUUAUUACACGAGAAACAUUCGCAGUUUUAAAGGAGUUAGUUAUGUACACAGUAGGUGUAAUAUUCUCAAGGGUAUGUUGGUAUAUGUUUUUGGUAUUGUUGAACUCAACCAAAUUGUAUGAUAUUUAUAUUUUUUUUUUUAUUUAAUUUGUUCGGCAUUUUUGUCAAUCUACUCUAACAAUUUCCACAUUCAAAGAUGUGUAUAGUUUUGUAUUUUUGUACGCUAUUAUAUUUUUAUUUGGUUCUACCCAAAGAUAUUUAACGGAUGUGAUUGAAUAGUUGAGCUUUAUAAAAGUAAGUUUUUUUUGAGCACUGAAAUUGCAAAUUUGUGUCCAUUCAGUAAACAAGAGAAUGGCUUGAAUCUAAAGUUUUUCAACUGGUUGCGUAGUGUAGCCGGAUUUACACUUUUCUUUCUGGAAUCUUGGUUUAUAAUAAAGCGAGCUCCCGAGGGAACCUACGCACCGCGCAAAACGUGUCCGUAAAUGACGCACGAUCAUAUUUAGUGGUAUUUGGCUUUAGUAAUGUACAUUUAAAUAAAUAUGAAAAGUAUUAAUAUGCAGCUAACUUGUGACAACCCUGAAAAUAUAAAUACAUUAGUGAAUUAUUUUAGCGAGUACGAUGGCAGUGGAGAAACAUAUUGUUAUUGUAAAUUAUAUUCUGUAACAGCCAUGUUGUCAUAGCUAACAUUGUUAGGAACUGACGGUAAGAAAUCUGUAGGCGUCGCCAAAAAGAGCGCAAGAAAAUUAAUAAAACAAAUUCACGCUUCAUCGAGCUAUAUAAUAAUCAUAAGUACAUAAAUUUUACAAAUUUAAUUAAUUUUUUUACUAUAAUAUAAUAUGAAUUAUUUGAGGUGAAAAGUUAUUAAUUAUUCGAAAAUAAAAUUAUAAUAUGUUGAAUAGACCUUCUUUGCGUAGCAUUUUUGCUUUGCAAAUUGA
Leptidea sinapis is the source of this 4936-nucleotide messenger RNA. RefSeq names its product rho GTPase-activating protein 39 (gene RhoGAP93B). NCBI's taxonomy places the organism in Eukaryota, Metazoa, Arthropoda, Insecta, Lepidoptera, Pieridae. Gene Ontology annotation, biological process: signal transduction. Gene Ontology annotation, molecular function: protein binding; GTPase activator activity. The transcript is spliced from 22 exons. Gene Ontology annotation, cellular component: cytoskeleton; cytoplasm. The record is from RefSeq and is a predicted model, not a curated record. Bases 134 to 3358 code for a protein of 1074 amino acids.